Molecule: messenger RNA, 1380 nt
Organism: Helianthus annuus (common sunflower)
Lineage: Eukaryota; Viridiplantae; Streptophyta; Magnoliopsida; Asterales; Asteraceae
Product: hepatoma-derived growth factor-related protein 2-like
Exons: 4
Coding region: 142-1380 (412 amino acids)
Source: RefSeq, a predicted model, not a curated record
GGUUCCGGUGCUGAAGAUCGGCGAUCAAGGUUAGUUAUCUCCUUUUCCUUCUUUCAUGUAUUUACUUUAAUUGUUUCUUAUGUAUAUUUACGUGUAGAGGCGCAACUGUAUCAAGCUGCCUUCGCCACGUUUGGUGGGUCUAUGGGCGUGCGCCCAUUGCGCGAUGACGAGGAGAGCUGGUAUGACCAGAUCAAGGGCAACUUCAUGUAUCCGGUUGAUGGUGCCUUUGCUUCGCCGCCAACCACGACUGAAGGUGUGUUGCGCGACCUGGGGAUUGACCCAGAAGAGAAGAAGAAGAAACCCCUGAAGAAGAAGAAGAAGACAAAGGUGGAUUCUGAAGUGACCAGCAAGGGGACUGGCACUAGUCGCGCAACCGCUGCUGCUGUUAAAGGUACUCUUCGCCUUCGACAAAGUGACUUAGACGAUUUUGUGAUAAUCAGUGACUCACUUGAAGGCUUAUCGCGCACAGCUAAAACAAAAACUGGAGCGGGUGGCUCAAAAAGCUCUGGGAGCGCGGGUUCUCGUAACCCUGAUGCUGGCGCGACCCCAUCUGUGCCUGAAGAUGAUGAGGCUGAAGAAGAAGAAGAUGCUGCUGCCCAGUUGAUUGGCAGGAAAAGGGGUAGAAGUGAGGCCACGACUGGUGUGGCUUCCGCGGCUACUGCUGUUGUGAUUCCCUUGGUUGGGAAAACGAGCAACCUGCGCUCGUUGUAUAAGUUUUCUCCUGAGAUCAAGAAGAAGACCCCUGAGAAGGGUGUCAAGUUCAGUGAGCCAGGGUCGAAGAGGCCGAAGAUUACCAUCAAGUCUUCUGAUACUGCUGCUCAGGACACUGCGAAGGCUGCCGAGGCGCAGCGAAAGGCAGAGGAGAAUCAGAAGAGAGAAGAAGAGAGGAAAAAGAAAAUUGAGGAGGAGAAGAGGAGGAAAGAUGAAGAAGAGAGAAAGAAGAAGGCGGAGGAGGAGAAGGCAGCCGAAGAGGCGAAGAAGAGGGCCUUGGAAAAGGAGUUGGAACAGAAGAAGGCUAUGGAUCAGCCUGUCAAUGUUCAGGGGCCUGAGGUCGCCAAACCUACCCACUCCGCGCAUGUCGAGACCCAUGAUCGAUCCAAGAUCACUACUUCUAAGGGGUCGGGUCGGUAUACCUCUAGCGGCGCGAGCUCUGGUGGAGCUGGGGGUUAUAACCCAAACGUGAUUGGGGCGAAGGACACUGUUGGUGACAUAUAUUACAAAACUUAUACCGAAGAAGAACGCGGUGACGCCCCUCACCGAGCUCCCUGGAGCUUGAAGCAAAAGGAUACCUUUUCGGAAUUCGGCCCUUGCCGCGAGUGGUUCUUGAACUCGUUCACCCCUGCAGAGAGGCCAAUGCUCGCGCUGCCAAUCAUCAGAUAG